Messenger RNA from Opisthocomus hoazin, 1056 nucleotides. The record is from RefSeq and is a predicted model, not a curated record. NCBI's taxonomy places the organism in Eukaryota, Metazoa, Chordata, Aves, Opisthocomiformes, Opisthocomidae.
AUGGACUUCUCGAUGCCCAAUUAUACCUUCAAUUACUCCAGCUUGGAUGGUGACUACUCCAUGUAUGAUUUUGAUGGCUAUGAAGUCCCUCACAGCUACCGUGCCAUCCUGGCGCUCUACGCCGUCAUCUUCCUCCUGGGCGUUUUGGGCAACGGAGCUGUCAUCUGGGUGACCGGUUUCGAGCUGCGGCGCACGGUGAACGGCGUCUGGUUCCUCAACCUCUCCAUGGCCGACCUCCUCUGCUGCCUGGCCUUGCCCUUCCUGGCCCUGCCGCUGGCCAGUGACCACCACUGGCCGUUGGGUGGCUUCGCCUGCAAGCUGCUGCCCUCCCUCACCAUCCUCAACAUGUUUGCCAGCGUCCUCCUCCUGAUGGUCAUCAGCGCCGACCGGUGCGCCUUGGUGAUGCGCCCGGUGUGGUGCCAGAACCACCGGACCCUGGGCCUGGCCCGGGGGGCUUGCGCGGCUGCCUGGUUCCUGGCCACCCUCCUCACCCUCCCCUCCUUCAUCUUCCGCACCACCCGUUUCGACGUCUUCUCCGAAAAGACCACCUGUGUCCUGGACUACAAGGCCGUGGGGCAUCACCAGCACCUCACCGAGCUCGUCACGGCCGUCACCCGCUUCGUCUGCGGCUUCUUGGUGCCCUUCGUGGUGAUCACGGUUUGCUACAGCCUGCUCCUGGCCCGUGUCCACACCAAGGGCUUUACGCGCUCCCAGAAAGCCAUCAAGCUCAUCUUAGUGGUCAUCAUCAGCUUCUUCGUGUGCUGGCUGCCCUACCACGUCGUGGGGUUGAUCCUGGCCUCCACCCCUCCUCACAGCAAAGCUUUCAAGGGUGCCCAGGAAGCUGACCCCGUCGUGGCCGGCAUCGCCUACAUCAACAGCUGCAUCAACCCCAUCAUCUACGUCGUGGUGGGCCAGGAGUUCAGGGACAAGUUCCAGCGGUCCUGGAGAGCCGUGCUGCGGGGCGUGCUGAGCGAUGACCCCACCAGCACCAUCGGGGACAGCAGGAUGAAGACCAAGUCCACCGUGGAUGACCAAAGCGUCAGCACCACGGUGUGA